This is a messenger RNA of Closterium sp. Yama58-4, 4236 nucleotides long. NCBI's taxonomy places the organism in Eukaryota, Viridiplantae, Streptophyta, Zygnematophyceae, Desmidiales, Closteriaceae. The record is from the annotation of a GenBank genome assembly.
AUGGACGGUAGCGGAAAGGGCCCUUCGUCCGCGCCUGACGGCGGUGGUUCCUGGCCCGGCGGACCAAAUCGACCCCGCGACGGCCCUUACGGCGGCGGCGGCGUUGGCGGCGGCGGAGACAGUGGGUUUGGCACAGGCAGGGACAUCGGCGGACCUAACGCGGGGAUGGGAUCUGGAGGAGCGGGGGGGAUGGGAAUGAUGGGUAUGGGGGCCAUGGGCGGAAUGGGGAGUAUGGGGGGAGCGGGCGGAUCGGGCGGGAUGGGAGGUCCGGGUUAUGGGUUCGAUCCGAUGUACCCGCAAGGGUACGGCGGACCCAGCUCCGGAGGCGGAGGCGGGGAUUCGUCGCGCAAGUGGGGAAAGGGAGAGGGAUCGGCGGAAGGCGGCGCGCAGGUGGGAUCCGGAGGCAUGGGGGAAUGGACGGGCCUGGCGGAUGGGCAGGCGGAGGGGGAGGAAGAGGGGCAAUGCCAGGCGGCAUGGGCGGAGGGGGAGCGGGAGGCGGAGGGGGAGGUGGGGGCAGCGGAAUUGGGGCUGGUGCAGGGGGAGGCGCCGGGGCAGGUUCCGGCGGAGGCGGAGGGGGCGCUGGGAUGGGCGGAGGAGGGACAGAAGCGGGUGUUCCGCAAUGGCGUGUGCCCGUACGUGACCAACUGCAACUUCGCCCACACGCAGGAGGAGCUGCGCAGGCCCGUGCCCAGCUGGGGCGGCGAUGAUAUGGCUUCGCGGAAGGGCGCGGGGGAUGGCAGGGGGCCAGCACGGGGAGGUGACGGAGGAGGGGGAGGAGGGGGAGGAGGGGGAGGAGGGGGAGGAGGGGGAGGAGGGGGGGAGGAGGGGGUGGUGGUGCGGAAGGGACAGCAGCAGGCAGCACAAGCAUCAGAGGCACAAGGGCCUGCCAGCAAGGCAACGUCUGGUGCUGCUGGCGACGGUGCUGGUGGGGCUGGUGGCGCUGCCAAGGGAGGGGCGCCAGGGGAAGCAGCAGGCGGAGGAACCGGGACUGCAGGGGACGCUCCUUCUGCAUCAGCUGCUGCUGCUGAUGGCGCUGCUGGCAGUGCUGGUGGGGGAGGGGGGGCGGGAGGCGGAGGAGUCGGAGGGGGAGCGGGAGCGGGAGGGGGAGGGGGGAGUGUGGGCAUGGGGGCGACGGGCAAGCCUCCCAACUGGCGCACGCGCAUGUGCCACCGGUGGGAGAUGACUGGCACCUGCCCCUUCGGUGAUAAGUGCCACUUCGCCCACGGGGUUCAUGAGCUGCAGAGGUACGGGGGUGGCCCCAUCGACCCAUCCAUGCUACCUCCCCCCUACGCCGACCAGUUCCACCGCUUGGGACCCGGCAUGCCCCCCAUGGGCGCCAUGGGGGGGCCAAUGGGCGCACUGGGGGGAGGGAUUGGGGGAGGCGUCCUUCCUGACUUCCCCCCCUAUGGGCCUGGUGGUGGGCCUGCUGGUGGGCCGGGUUUCCCCGGUGCUGCUGGGAUGGGUGCGGGUGGGGUGGGAGCGGUGCCUUUUCUCCGGCCUCCUCCUCUGGGGUUUGGUCCUGGGGGUGGGCCGAUGGGGAGAGGAGGGGCCAUGCCUGGGCAAGUCUCGCAAAGCAUGGACGUCGACGCGGAUGGCGAGCAGCCAAGAAUAGCUCCCACGUAUACUCCUUGUCCGUUUAAUGGCGAGUCGCCGGGCCCUAGAUGCGGUCAUACGCUCACAGCCGUCGCUGCGGUGGGCGAGCCAGGGAGCGCCAACUACGUGGGUCCGAGGUUGAUUCUCUUCGGUGGAGCCACGGCUCUGGAAGGCGGAGCUGGCGCCUCUGCUGGCGGCGCUGCAGGCAUUCGUCUGGCGGGAGCAACUGCGGACGUUCACUGCUUCGACGUGAAAUCCAGAACAUGGAGCAAAAUGUCGCCAGUCGGCGAGCCUCCGUCUCCUCGGGCAGCUCACGCGGCGACGGCAGUGGGGACCAUGAUCGUCAUUCAGGGUGGCAUUGGGCCGGCGGGCCUGGCAACGGACGACCUGCACGUGCUCGACCUCACGCAAGCGCGCCCCAAAUGGCACAGAGUGGUGGUGCAGGGCGCGGGGCCAGGGCCUCGCUACGGCCACGUGAUGGCACUCGUGGGGCAGCGCUUCCUGCUCUCCAUCAGCGGCAACGACGGCAAGCGGCCGUUGGCGGACGUGUGGACGUUGGACACGGCAGCAAAGCCGUACGAGUGGAAGAAGCUGGAGCCCGAGGGCGAGGGGCCGCCGCCCUGCAUGUACGCCACUGCUAGCUCCAGGCACGACGGGCUGCUGCUGCUCUGUGGUGGUCGUGAUGGCAGCAGCGUGCCGCUGCCAGGCGCGUAUGGGUUGGCGCGGCACCGAGAUGGGCGGUGGGAGUGGGCCAUCGCCCCUGGCGUGUCUCCCUCCGCGCGCUACCAGCAUGCCGCUGUGUUUGUGAAUCUGCGCCUGCACGUGUCGGGUGGAGCCCUGGGGGGCGGGCGCAUGGUGGAGGACGCGUCCAGUGUGGCGGUGUUGGACACGGCAGCGGGGGUGUGGUGUGACCGCAAGGGCACGGUGGCAGUGGCGAGGACGGGGCGCUUCAGUGCGGACGCGCCUGGGGGCGACGCCAGCACCGAGCUCACCCGCCGCUGCCGCCACGCCGCUGCUGCCGUCGGCAACUCCAUCUUCAUCUAUGGCGGACUCCGAGGGGGCAUCCUGCUGGACGAUCUGCUGAUCGCUGACGACUCGCCACCGGAGCCACCGCCUCUGCCUGCCCCGUCUGCCAAGGCGGAGGGCGUGGGCAACCGCAGGCCGCCCGUGGCCCCUCGCAAGGGGGCGCGCGCGGACGCUGCUGCUGCGUCCCCCGCUGGCAGGGACGCUGAUGGCGGGGCAGCACAUGCUCGCGACCACCUCCCCAGUGAGGAGGGCGCGGAUGGGGUGUCCUUCAACGGCAGGGCGGGCGUGCCAGGGAGGGGCGGGGGGGCGGGGGGCAGCGACGAGGAGGAGGAGGAGGAGGAGGACGAGGAGGGCGAUGCGGAUGACAGCAGCAGCGACGGGCUGCACCCCAGCACGUCCAGCCUCACCAGUCACAGCGACGAUGGCAGGAGUGACACUCCCGACUUCAAGGGCGGUGUGCGCCUGCACCACCGCGCUGUGGUGGUAUCAGCGGAUCCAGGCGGCAACAACUUGGGGGGCUUGGUGAGGCAGCUGUCCAUAGAGCACUUUGAGAACGAGGGCCGCCGCAUCAGCUACAGCCCCGACGGCGUGCAGGCCCACCGCCGCCUGCUGGACCGGCAGAUGUCCAUCCAGGGCGUGCACAAGAAGGUGCUGCAAACGCUGUUGAAGCCUCGGGGGUGGAAGCCUUCGGUGAACCGGCAGUUCUUCCUGGACGUGCAUGGCGUCGUGGAGCUCUGUGACCUCGCUGAGACCCACUUCAAGAACGAACCCUCCGUGCUGCAGGUGCGAGCGCCGGUGAAGAUCUUUGGCGACCUGCACGGGCAGUUUGGUGACCUCAUGCGCCUCUUUGAUGAGUACGGCUCGCCCUCCACUGCCGGCGACAUCGCGUACAUAGACUACCUGUUUCUGGGCGACUACGUGGACAGGGGGCAGCACAGUCUGGAGACAAUCAUCCUGCUGCUCGCACUCAAGAUCGAGUACCCGCGCAACGUGCAUCUGAUUCGAGGCAACCACGAGGCGGCAGACAUCAAUGCACUCUUUGGCUUCCGAAUAGAGUGCAUCGAACGCAUGGGCGAGGAGGGUGGCAUAUGGGCGUGGCACCGCAUCAACCAGCUGUUCAACUGGCUGCCCUUAGCGGCCCUCAUAGAGCACAAGAUCCUGUGCAUGCACGGGGGCAUCGGACGCUCCAUCUCCCACAUCUCCCAGAUCGAGGAGCUCAAACGCCCCAUCACCAUGGAGGCGGGGUCAAUGGUUCUAAUGGACCUUCUCUGGUCGGAUCCCACGGAGAACGACAGCAUAGAGGGCCUGCAACCCAACGCCAGAGGACCUGGCCUCGUCACCUUCGGACCCGACCGUGUGAUGGAGUUCUGCCACACCAACGACCUGCAGCUCAUCAUUCGAGCACACGAGUGCGUGAUGGACGGCUUUGAGCGCUUCGCAGGGGGGCACCUCAUCACACUCUUCUCCGCCACCAACUACUGCGGCACGGCCAACAACGCAGGCGCCAUCCUGGUGCUGGGGAGGGAUUUAGUGGUCUUCCCCAAAAUGAUUCACCCCCUGCCGCCCACUGGCAACCCCGCCAACUCGUCUGAUGACCAGGAUGACACGUGGAUGCAG